Messenger RNA from Cuscuta campestris, 2347 nucleotides. The record is from the annotation of a GenBank genome assembly. Lineage: Eukaryota; Viridiplantae; Streptophyta; Magnoliopsida; Solanales; Convolvulaceae.
UGACCCUCGAGUUCCCUCAAAAGUCUCUCAAAACUGAUUUUUUUUUUCAUCCCAAAGAAAUCUUGAGUGAUGGCUGCAAGUCUUUGAAGAAUUCAUUUUUGUCUUUCCUCGUUGAUAUAUGUUAGGUUUUCUUUGAAGGGAUGGCGACCAAAACCUGCUGCUCGAGAAAGGGAAAGCGGGCUGCAAAGUCCCCAACGCAGGUGGAACAAGUGAUUCCAGCUGAGACUUUUCAAUGCGCACAACAGAACGUGCAAUUAUCUGGGAAACCCAGCUGCAUUAGUCUAAACUCCUCUUUAGUGAAAAGUGUUCCCCGCAACAAAAGAUCAAAAAGGGGUGAUGAAAACAAGAAAGGUCUGGAUGUAGCAAAUGAGCUGAAACUAAAUAACCAGUUAUUAAAUGUUAAACCAAAAAAGUCACGCGCGCGUAAAAAACGAAAGUGUAAGGACAUCCAUGACCCAAGCGAUGAUGAAGUUAUCUCGCAGAGUUCUCUGCACUGGCGUGGACAGUCAAGGAGAAGGUGUGAAAGCAGUGCUCUUGGAAAGUUAGACUCAGUUACCUUUGAGCUUUAUCGGGAGAAAAUAUGGAGGGCUUUUCCUGAAGAGAAGAGAAGUUCGUUUACAUGUCUUGACUCCCUAUGGUAUCACUUAUACACAGAUAGAACCACUAAAGCUAAGGUGUUGGAUUGGAUCAAGAAGAAAGAGAUCUUCUCCAAAAAAUAUGUCCUUGUUCCUAUUGUUCGGUGGGGUCAUUGGUGUCUAUUGAUCAUGUGCAACAUGGGAAAAAGUUUUGAGUCAGAAUCUGAAACUCCUUGUUUGCUACUGCUCGACUCCAUGCAAGCUGCGCACGCCAAACAACUAGAAUCCGGGAUAAGAAAAUUUGUUUCUGAUCUUUAUAGCGCGGGAGAGAAAACAGUAACAACAAAAAUGAUAAAAAAGAUCCCUUUUCAAAUUCCCAAGGUUCCACAACAAAGAAACGGUGAGGAGUGUGGGUACUAUGUUUUGUACUUCAUCCAUCUUUUCUUAGGACAUGCUCCCGAUGACUUUAGUCUGGCUGAGGGCUACCCUUACUUUAUGAAGAAUGACUGGUUUAGCCCCGAGGAACUGGAUGCCUUUUCCAAACAACUCGAAUCUUCAAGCAAGGAGGAAUCUUCUGAUGCUGAGAAAUCUUCCUCGGAUUCGGAUCCUAUCGAGUUAUCAGGUGGUUCUAUAUCGUAAAAAUUAGUUUCCUUCCAUAUUCAGAUUCCUUUUUGCUAUAGCUAUUAGCUACAUUUUUUUUCCGGAGUAAAUUCCACAAAUGGUCAUCUCUUUUUGUGAAUAUUCCACAUUUAGUCCACUAUAUAAAGACCUUGUUUGGGAAUAGUGUUUUAGUGUUUCAGAAAAAAUAUUUAACGGUGCAAAUUAACUUUGAAAAUGCUAAACCUAAACAUUGUCAUUAGAUAGCCUUUUUAAAAUGUUGAAAUUGUUGCCAAACAUGCACAAUUCUUUGGAGGUCCACUUUAACUGUGAGCAUUGCUAAUUUUAGUUCUCUUUCCAUCAAAAUUCCUCAAAACAAAUUCCUCAAAAUGAUACACUUACAAAGGACCAAAAGUUCACAAUUGUUAGAGUUUAUCCCACAUCGGAAGAUGAAUAGAAAACUUAUCGGUAUAUAAGGUCUUGAGUUGAACUAACUAAUGGAUUAGAUUCAAUCUUUUAAUGUGGUUCAGCCAUGUGUUUUAUUGCCCAAUCCAGUUGUCCAUACACAUCCUAAAUUCUAUCAACAAUGUUCCAAACUUUCAAGGACCUUAAUUGGUAUUUAAUGACAUUGAGGAGUAACACUGGAAAAUGUUCACAAUUAAUGCAGACUUCCAAUGAAAUUUCAUCUUAGUGGACUAAAUGUGGAAUAUUCCUAAAUUAUAGAUGACCAUUUGUGGAUUUUACCCCUUCUUUAUGGGGAUCCUAUGGGGCUGCUCUUCUAAUCUCUUGCUGCAUUCACAGUAUUCAAACAUGAAAAAAUGAUUGAGUUUGAGGAUAAUUAAGCUGCCUACUUGGAUCAAACUUUGUUGGCAUCAUAGGGAGUGUUUGGUUAAGGUUUAUACCUUGGAUUAUUUUUGUCUCCUUGCAAGGGAAUGAAAGAUUGGGAAUUUGUAACCACCUAAAUGCAUUUUCUUCUUUUUAAUGCUAGUUUUUUCAAGGGGGGCUUGGUUUAGGCCUUGCAAGGGAAUGUAUGAUUGUUAAAAUUUGUAAUUUUACCAAGUAUAUUUUGAUUAUUUGUGUGCAUGUGACGAACUUUAUCGUAUAUCCGGUUGUAUCUAUAUUUUUUUUGGACAUUCUAUGAGCCUUUAUGUAACCCAUAAAAAAUGUGCAUAUGU